Molecule: messenger RNA, 491 nt
Organism: Coffea eugenioides
Lineage: Eukaryota; Viridiplantae; Streptophyta; Magnoliopsida; Gentianales; Rubiaceae
Product: 40S ribosomal protein S30
Exons: 3
Coding region: 98-286 (62 amino acids)
Biological process (GO): translation
Cellular component (GO): cytosolic small ribosomal subunit; ribosome
Molecular function (GO): structural constituent of ribosome
Source: RefSeq, a predicted model, not a curated record
CCUAAUGUCCGAUCUUCCGUUGUCCACCCUUUUCGCCCAUUUGCAGUAUCAGCAACUCCAAGCAGAUCUCUCAGCAGCUCAAACUCCAUAGCUAAUCAUGGGUAAGGUUCACGGUUCAUUAGCUCGUGCCGGUAAGGUGAGAGGUCAAACUCCCAAGGUUGCAAAGCAGGAUAAGAAGAAGAAGCCCCGCGGCCGUGCCCACAAACGUAUGCAAUACAACCGCCGCUUCGUCACUGCCGUUGUUGGCUUUGGAAAGAAGAGGGGGCCAAACUCAUCGGAGAAGUAAACAUGAGGACCAAGGCAUGGUAGUUUUAGUAGCUGUAAUUCUGUUUUGAGCUUGAUGCAUUGUGUGGUUGAUCAUGUUAGUCCACUUACUGUCAAUUUUUGUUAAUUUAUGGUUAUCCUCUUCAUUGUAGCCGGAGGAUUGUUUGAAUCCUUGAAAUGAGAUUGAAGGAAGGUUAAUUUGGCCAUUUUCUCCCUGAUUGUUUAUC